Messenger RNA from Parastagonospora nodorum SN15, 2490 nucleotides. RefSeq lists its product as hypothetical. The record is from RefSeq and is a predicted model, not a curated record. Lineage: Eukaryota; Fungi; Ascomycota; Dothideomycetes; Pleosporales; Phaeosphaeriaceae. The transcript is spliced from 9 exons. Gene Ontology annotation, molecular function: DNA-binding transcription factor activity, RNA polymerase II-specific; zinc ion binding. Gene Ontology annotation, biological process: regulation of DNA-templated transcription. The coding region runs from base 1 to 2490 and encodes 829 amino acids.
AUGGCUGAUCCUGACGCGCCCGCCCACAAGAGGCUCCCACCGGAACCCGUCGACGUCAAGCCUCAGCUCAACAUGGAGCAUGGCAGUCAUCCGACGCCUUGGUCGGUGAACCAGGACCACCGUUCCAAUGGCAGCGUCUCCAGCGGAUACAAUCCGACCAUCAGCCCUCCUCAUCCAAACGAUGUAGCUUACCAUGCGCCACCCCCGCCUGGCCAGCCUUACGGCCAGCCUGCCCCCUAUGGAGCCCCAAGUCCUUACCUAGGCCAGUAUUCAGCACAGCAGGCCCAAGUACGGAGAAAACAGGUCCGAGCCACCCAGGCAUGCAACCACUGUCGUGCGCGCAAGCAGAAAGAGAACAACUUUGAUUGCCAGUACAAAGAUGUUCCCCCACCAAACAUGACCGACGUCUUGACCAACUUCAUUGGAGAGUUUGGUGCGUGGCGACAGGAUGUUGAGAGCAGACUUCCACCCCGCCGAGCCUUCGAGAACACCUCGAACAUGGCUUCGCCCGACAACACAGUUCCUGCUCCACCAAGGGAUCAGAGCACGUCGAGAAUGCCAACUCCAGCGCAAGGCAGAAAUCAGUCACUUCGAGUUAACGGCAUGAAGAUGGAGUCACCUAUGGUUCCUUACAUGUCGCCGGGACAUGCGCAAGCUUCAACUCCAAUCAAGCAAGAAGCCCUUCUCCUUGGAUCUCAACAGCCGGCAACGCCAGCUGACAGUGUGAGGACGGAUAUGAGCCGUACCACGGAUGCCGGAUUACAAGACAAAGCUGGCCUUCAGAGUGACCACACAACGCCUGCGCAUAAGCUACUCGAGGAUUGGUCUGCCAUGCAAGACUGGUACAAGUUGUCAGACUACCUAAUUACCCAAUGCAACUGGAACAAGAGAGAGGGCUUCUACGUCCGUGGGGUUACGGAGAAGGACGAGACCUUAACGAUGGAGCCCAGGAGCAUCCCGGAGGACUGGGACCGGAUGGGCGCCCUGAAUUUCCGUGUGGCCACCAUGGACAAGCUACUCGAGUCCUAUGAAAGAAACAUGCACAAUCUGCACCCGUUUUUCAAUCGCAGCAAACUCCAAAAAAUGUUCAGAGAGUUCAAAGAACAGUACAGUCCUGACUUCAAGGGUCCAAACAUUGCGUCUCCAGCCACGCAUCAAGUCAGCCUUGGCAUGAAGAGAAAGAGAUCUAGCAGCGCCAUCCACGAGCAAUACCCUAAAGCGGCAAUCGAGCGCUCGUUGCGCAACGCAAUAGUUCUUCUGGUACUUGCACUUGGAAAAGUGUGUUCGUACAAGACCAAAGACAAACCUCUACCGAGCCCUGAGAGCGACAAGACUCAUACGAAGAAUGCAUGGGGGGAUGGUAGCUUUCACAGCGAUACCGACGACCCACGCCCUAGAAAUAUUGAUCUGAUGCCGGGUAUGGCUUAUUAUUCAUACGCCACGGACAUUCUUGGAAACCACCACGGCGGACUAACUAUUGCGCACGCGCAAGCCUUCAUUCUGGCAGCUUUGUACAUCAGCCAAUUCGCGAGAGUGUUGGAAAGCUGGAGCUGGAUAAACAGCGCCUGCAGGAUCACGAUUGUCUUGCUUAAAGCUGACCUUAACAAGCUCCGUCGCGAAUGGUACCUUAGUGGAGAAGCCAACAAGGUAUUGACGCCCAAGGAACGUUACAAGCUCGACCUGGUGCUAUUCGUGUACUGGACUUGCCUACAACUUGAAUCUCAGAUCUAUCUACGUGUCAUCAUGAACGAAGCACACAACCAGCUCUACGGAAGCAAGAGCAGGAGCUUUGACGAGAACGAUCCCAAGGCUGUUGCUGUUCAUGUGAAUUAUCACAUGGAAGUGCUUCGCAGCUGGAAAUCGAUGCUGCUCGGCCAACUGCAAUGGAACGACACCGACCCUCCUUCAACCGAUCGAAACCAUGCUCGACUGCGCGCCAAAUAUUACGGAGGUCUUUAUAUGAUGCUACGCCCCUACUUGCGCCUUGCAGUCUUGACCGAGUGGCCUCCCUCACAUCAGCGUCAACCUCACACCUGGACUCAUCAAAGCUCGCCAGCUGUCAAUGGAGGUAUGGACAGGGCCGCGCCAAUCGUCGAUUUAACUCCGGAUCAAAAAGAAAUGAUUAAGCUUGCAUGCAUCUGUAUCGAGGCCGCGAUUCGAAGUACCAUAGCCUUCGACCGCAUCGGUGCGCCAGAAGGCAGUCGCUAUGAAGACUACAAGAGUACACGUACAGAACGCCUGGUCCUAACUAAUAUUUUUGGUACCAUGCAUGCCCAAUUCGGAAACAUGCUUGUUCUUGCAGCUGUCUACAGAUCAAGCAUUUAUCAGCAUCUGCCCGCCAACACCCCGUUGACACCUCGCGCUCUCGAUGCGCUGUUUGCACGUACCAUCGAAGCACUCAGCGAAACUGCGCCAAAUUCUCCGAUCCUCAAGGUCGACCUCGAUGUUCUCAUAAACUUACGCGAGAAGCUCGAGUUACCGAAAUUUUAA